Messenger RNA from Aspergillus melleus, 633 nucleotides. RefSeq names its product putative secretory component protein shr3 (gene CSH3). Gene Ontology annotation, biological process: endoplasmic reticulum to Golgi vesicle-mediated transport. Gene Ontology annotation, cellular component: endoplasmic reticulum membrane. The coding region runs from base 1 to 633 and encodes 210 amino acids. Lineage: Eukaryota; Fungi; Ascomycota; Eurotiomycetes; Eurotiales; Aspergillaceae. The record is from RefSeq and is a predicted model, not a curated record. The transcript is spliced from 2 exons.
AUGGCCUUCCGCCCAGGGUCCUUUGCGACCUUUCUCAUCGUCUGCCCAACCAGCUUCUUCCUCGGCAUCAUCUUCUCCCUCUUCCCCUACGACUACCCAAUCCUAUGGUCCACCUCGCCCACCCCCGCCUCCCACUACGACUACUUCGAAUCACAUCUCCGCUUCCUACACGCGUCGCCCCCUCUGAUCCCCCGAAUCCUCCACAUCGUCAUCUUCCUCGGCCUCGCCGGCCUCAUCACCAAACUCUACCGCCCCUCGGAGUCAAACAUGCUCUUCGACGGCGCGUCGCUGGUCCUCUACAUGUGCGGCAUCACGGUCUACAUCGCCAACAUUGUCAAGGGCCUGCGUCUGGUCCAGGACGGCGUGUAUGGGGAUGAUUUGCUGGGAGGCGUGGAGGGGAAGGCGGCGUUGGAGGAAGGGGAGCAGAUUCUCGGGAGGGAGGACUCGUUGAAGGUGUUGGCGGCUAGUAAUACGAUUUUGGCGCUUGUGUUGGUGGGUGUGCUUGCGUUGCAGGCGGGGCAGUGGUAUGCCGAGAGGAAGGAUCAGAUUGAGGCGGAGAGUUUCAAAGGGGGGAAGAAGGGGGGUGAGGAGAAUAAGGAGAAGGAGAAGGAGAAGGAGAAGAAGAAGAAUUGA